Helianthus annuus (common sunflower) is the source of this 867-nucleotide messenger RNA. RefSeq lists its product as uncharacterized. Lineage: Eukaryota; Viridiplantae; Streptophyta; Magnoliopsida; Asterales; Asteraceae. The coding region runs from base 1 to 867 and encodes 288 amino acids. The record is from RefSeq and is a predicted model, not a curated record. The transcript has a single exon.
AUGCCUAAGUAUGCCAAGUUCCUAAAGGAUCUUCUCACAAACAAGAAGAAACUAGAGGAGCUGUCUACUGUCAUUCUUAGUGAGGAGUGUUCUGCAGUCGUGCAGAACAAGCUUCCUAAGAAGAUGACCGACCCGGGGAGUUUCACCAUCCCGUGUCUGAUAGGAGACCUUACUGUCAGCCAUGCGAUGGCCGAAUUAGGAGCUAGCAUUAACCUCAUGCCUUACUUCAUUUUCGCUAAGCUCAAUCUAGGGGAGCCAUCUCCUACGUGCAUGAGCCUUCAGAUCGCAGAUCAAUCUGUGAAGUUUCCACGUGGUAUCGUGGAGAAUAUGCUUGUCAAGGUUGACAAGUUCGUGUUUCCGGUGGAUUUCGUCAUUCUUGAUAUGGACGAGGAUUCUAAAGUUCCACUUAUUUUAGGACGUCCAUUCCUUGUUACUGCCCGAGCCGUCAUUGAUGUUCUUGACGGUAAGCUUACUCUCCGCGUCGACGAUGAUGCGGUCACCUUUGACACCCAGCAUUCGAUGAAGCAUACGCCACAGCAUGACGACACUCUUUACUUUAUAGACACUCUUAUGUCACAUGUGGGUAGUUUUCUCGGUGAGGUUUGCGGUAGAGAGUCUAUAGAGGCCCAGAUGUUAGGGGUAGAUAUCGAGGGCAUUGAGUUGACCAAGGUCGACCUAGAGCAGGAUCCACCAUUACCAUCUAGCGAGCCAUCGAUAGGAUCCGAGUGUUCUAAGAUUUCUAAGGUGUUUGAAGUGUUAGAGAGAAAGACUCCUGAGGAGAAACCAUCAGUGGAGAUACCCCCGCCUCUAGAGCUGAAGGAACUGCCAUCUCACUUGGAGUAUGCAUUCCUUGGCGAGGGAUCUUAG